Diutina rugosa is the source of this 552-nucleotide messenger RNA. RefSeq names its product Sys1p (gene SYS1). The record is from RefSeq and is a predicted model, not a curated record. Lineage: Eukaryota; Fungi; Ascomycota; Pichiomycetes; Serinales; Debaryomycetaceae. Gene Ontology annotation, biological process: protein localization to Golgi apparatus; Golgi to endosome transport; Golgi to plasma membrane protein transport. The transcript has a single exon. Gene Ontology annotation, cellular component: Golgi membrane; trans-Golgi network. The coding region runs from base 1 to 552 and encodes 183 amino acids.
AUGCCGAUGUACACCAAGUUGGUGAACGGCGAUGCCGUGUCCGACAUCACCAGUCCCCUGAGGAUAGCGCUCCAGAUCCUCAUACUCCAGUGCUUCUACUACGUGCUGGCGCUAGUCAUUUUCUGGGCCGCCGCCAGCAUCUCCGGCUACGACUUCCACCUCGACUGGGUGUUCCUGUGGGAAUUGGUCGAUAUCGAGAACGCCCGGGGGAUAUUGCUCUUUAUACUUUGGCUAUUCGACUCGUUGCUAUGCGUGUUGUUUGUCACGUUGAUCGUGGGCCGGCUGAAGCUUGCGUGGGACUUUGCCCUCACGAUCCACAUCAUCAACUUGUUGGUGGUGUGGGGUUAUUCCGGCCGGUUCCCGACGCUGGCACUUUGGUGGUGUCUCCAGGUGCUUCUGGGAGUGCUCUUAGUGGUGCUUCUGACGUAUUCCACCCGGUGGAAAGAGCUUCGCCAGACGUUCUUCGACGACAUGUUGGAACGCGGGGAACGAGUGGCCGAGCCCGAGCUGAUCGAAAUGACUACCAUCGAGGGCAGUGCUCCCCGCGGAUAG